AUGACUCCGACAAUGGGAAAGCAUUUGGCAAGGCUCCUAGUGAGCAUCUCGCUCUCCACUUCCCUCGUUUUUGCCCUACCUCAACCUCAACCCACAUCUCAAUCGCAGACCCUCCUCUCCGACUGGUUCGAUCCGUUCAACUUCUCAUCCAUCACCAAAAUCGCCGCCAUCGGGGACUCGUACUCCACCGGCCUCGGCGCGGGCGUCCCCCUCAACAGCCUUAACGCACAAUCCUGCCGGCGCUACGACCACGCCUACCCCGUCCUCGUCACCCAACAUCCCGCAUUCGCCUACAGGUUGCCACCAGAUUUCCAAUUCCUGUCAUGCUCGGGCGCACUAGUGAAAGAUGUCCUUGAUGAGCAAGCGCGCAAGCUCGACGCUGGUCAGGACGUCAUCGUGGUGUCUGCGGGUGGCAAUGACGCCCUGCUCGUUGACGUGCUGAACCAGUGCGUGUUCCAGAAUUUUGCGCCGACGAAGGAGGCGGUGCGGGAGAUGGCGAAGAGUCCGGUAGGUUCGCUGAUUCCGGACUUGAUGAGGUAUGCGAGAACUUGUGAGGAGAUGCUUGAUGCUUCGGAGAAAGCGAUUGAGAGUGCGGGUUUCAAGGAUGAGUUGGACGCUUUGCUUGAUGUGGCGGUGAGUAAGUUGAGUGAGAAUGGCCAGGUUUACUAUACGGGGUACGCGAAGUUUUGGUCGGGCGAGAUGGCCGAAGAUGACCAGUGUAGCGGAGUUAGCUGGUCUGUUUUCUUGUCGAACGCGGGCAGGCGGGACUUCCAGACGCCGAUCAAACUCACCGUUGCGCACAGAAAGCGCAUGAAUGACCUCGUUGCCAAAAUGAACAAGAAAAUCGCAGACGCGGUAAAAAAACACAGCGACAAAGCCACGUCCGGUCUUAAGUUCUACGAGCUCGAUAUCAGUGACCCUUUCGGCACGAUCCCUCUCAAGCGAAGUGACAGUGACAGCACCAACAUUCACCCCAACACCUUCGACGACGCCAUGAACCAACUCGCGCACUAUGCACUCUUAGCCGGCUCAACUAUCAAGCACGAACCCCAACCUCACGGCAUCAACGCCGUCGGCUCCAGCGAAAUCACAAACAUAGACGCAAAGCUCCCGAAUCUGCACCCCCCCGGCUACAGCCGUGCCUUCCACCCGCAGAUCCCCGGCCACCAAGCCAUCGCCAACGUCAUCGUGGCCAAAAUCGCCGAGCAUAACGCGAGAGUCUACGCCAUACCCAUCAACGAGCACAGCACGAGCGACACGUGCUCUCUGACCAAUAUCGCGCGCCUCAAGCCCACCCAGUACUACUGCGACCUCAACCAGACGUCGGGAUUGCCGUUCAACGUCUUCAGCGGGAUGUACGACCGCUUCUGCGCGGAAUUACCCCCUUACGGCGACUCCUGGACCGUUGACAGCCGGGGCUUCAAAGUGAAUAACACGGUGCAUCCUGGGCAUGGGGUCGUGAAGAGGGGAAUGUUGACCCCGCCGCCGAACCCUAGCUUGUAUGAGGGGUACCGCACGACUUUGCAGCUUGCACGCGGUGAGAACGGCCUCGAGUGCACUAAGAACUGUAGCGAGGCUUUUGCGUUCUUGGUCGAUAGUCCUUGCGGUCAUACUGGCGCUCAGCAGAAUGUUAUGGCACUGACGGGGAGGGUUUUUGAUGACUGUGGUACGUACGAAUACAGAAUUACGCCGCCAUAGGGGUAUUGGGUGGCAAGGUGCUCAUUGCGCAAGGUAGGGGGGCGGUCAAGUACGGAAGGGGUGGAUGGGAAAUGCCCUCGCAAAAACAAUGGGUAUAGAAGCUAGAAACAACCAAACAAUGGCAACGCUACGCCC
This is a messenger RNA of Aplosporella prunicola CBS 121167, 1833 nucleotides long. RefSeq lists its product as uncharacterized. Lineage: Eukaryota; Fungi; Ascomycota; Dothideomycetes; Botryosphaeriales; Aplosporellaceae. Gene Ontology annotation, biological process: triglyceride catabolic process. The coding region runs from base 1 to 1698 and encodes 565 amino acids. Gene Ontology annotation, molecular function: triacylglycerol lipase activity. The transcript is spliced from 5 exons. The record is from RefSeq and is a predicted model, not a curated record.